CACACACACACACACACACACACCCUCUCUCUCACAUGCUCCCUUCUCUCUCUAUCUCUCUGACUGAAACGAUAACUGAGGCAGCACUGGCACAUGCAACAGGGUGCGGGAGGCAAACUCAUCUCGUCCCCCCCCCCUUUCUCAUGAAGAGGAGGGGAAUGAGGAGAGGAAGAAGAAGCAAGAGCGGGAUGCUCUAACACCCCAAGCCAGUUUCAGAGAAAGAAUUAACAGUUAAAGGUGUAAGCUCGCUUUUCAGAACGAUUCCAGAUUCCGGUUCCAACUGCAGCCCGCCGUUCAGGGCCAUGACCAAGCGCAAGUGGGAAGGGAGAAGAGAGGGCUUCAGGGUGAACACCACCCGUGAGGAGGCGCAAGGUCCGGGCCGCCCCACCAGCAGGGGGCGCUUCUCUGAGUCCUGGAAGAGGCUGAGCUCCAGACAGGGGUCCACCAAGAGGUCAGGACUGGCAGCACAGCAAGCGGCGGCUCAGAAAUCGUGGAUCGAGCGAGUCUUCAGCAAAAGAGAAUGUGUGCACAUCAUCGUCAGCACCAAAGAUCCCCAUAGGUGCUGCUGUGGCCGUCUCAUCGGCCAGCACGUGGGCCUGCCCCCCAGCAUCUCGUCCAAUCAGAAUGACAGAUCAGAGCGCACGCUGAAGAGUGACAGCCUGCCUGAAAAAUGGUCCAUCAGCAAACACACGCAGCUGAGUCCCACCGACGCAUUCGGCACCAUCGAGUUCCAGGGAGGAGGCCACUCCAACAAAGCCAUGUAUGUGCGUGUGUCGUAUGACACCAAAGCUGACCUGCUGCUGCACCUCAUGACUAAAGAGUGGCAGCUGGAACUUCCUAAACUUCUCAUAUCUGUGCACGGAGGCUUGCAGAACUUCGAGCUGCAGCCCAAACUCAAGCAGGUGUUCGGGAAGGGCCUGAUUAAAGCUGCCAUGACAACCGGAGCCUGGAUCUUCACCGGUGGAGUCAACACCGGGGUUAUCAGACACGUAGGUGAUGCUCUGAAAGACCACGCCUCCAAAUCCCGGGGCAAAAUCUGCACCAUCGGGAUUGCCCCCUGGGGUAUAGUAGAAAACCAGGAGGACCUCGUGGGGAAAGACGUGGUCCGGCCAUACCAGACCAUGUCGAAUCCUUUGAGUAAGCUGACGGUCCUGAACAGCCUGCACUCACACUUCAUCCUAGCUGAUAACGGCACCACGGGCAAGUACGGUGCCGAGGUUAAGCUUCGCCGCCAGCUGGAGAAACACAUCUCUCUGCAGAAGAUCAACACACGGAUCGGGCAAGGGGUGCCUGUGGUGGCGCUGAUCGUCGAGGGCGGCCCUAAUGUUAUCUCCAUCGUGCUGGAGUACCUGAGGGACACGCCGCCCGUGCCUGUGGUGGUGUGUGACGGCAGCGGCCGAGCGUCCGACAUCCUGGCUUUCGGCCACAAGUACUCCGAGGAGGGAGGGCUGAUAAACGAGUCUCUGCGGGACCAGCUGCUCGUCACCAUCCAGAAGACGUUCACGUAUAGUCGCACACAGGCUCAGCACCUCUUCAUCACCCUCAUGGAGUGUAUGAAGAAGAAAGAGCUGAUCACAGUGUUUCGGAUGGGUUCAGAGGGACACCAGGACAUUGACCUGGCUAUCCUCACAGCUUUACUAAAAGGUGCCAAUGCUUCAGCUCCUGACCAGCUGAGCCUGGCAUUGGCCUGGAACCGUGUGGACAUUGCCCGUAGCCAGAUAUUCAUCUAUGGACAGCAAUGGCCCGUGGGCUCUCUUGAGCAGGCCAUGCUGGAUGCCUUGGUGCUGGACCGUGUGGACUUUGUGAAGCUGCUGAUUGAGAAUGGCGUGAGCAUGCAUCGGUUCCUCACGCUCUCGCGGCUAGAGGAGCUCUACAACACGAGGCAUGGACCAUCCAACACACUCUAUCAUCUUGUACGAGAUGUUAAAAAGGGCAACCUGCCACCUGACUACCGAAUCAGCCUGAUUGACAUUGGAUUAGUCAUUGAAUACCUAAUGGGAGGAGCCUAUCGUUGCAACUACACACGGAAAAGAUUCCGAACGCUGUACCACAACUUGUUCGGGCCUAAGAGGCCAAAAGCCCUGAAGCUGCUUGGAAUGGAGGAUGACAUGCCAAUCCGACGAGGGCGGCAGAAGACAACGAGGAAAAAAGAGGAGGAGGUGGACAUUGAUCUGGACGACCCUGAAAUCAACCACUUCCCUUUCCCCUUCCAUGAGCUGAUGGUGUGGGCAGUGCUGAUGAAGAGGCAGAAGAUGGCACUGUUCUUCUGGCAGCAUGGCGAGGAAGCCAUGGCCAAAGCGUUGGUGGCAUGCAAGCUGUGCAAGGCCAUGGCUCAUGAAGCCUCGGAGAAUGACAUGGUGGACGACAUCUCUCAGGAGCUCAACCAUAACUCCAGGGAGUUUGGGCAGCUGGCGGUGGAGCUCCUGGACCAGUCCUACAAGCAGGAUGAGCAGAUGGCCAUGAAGCUGCUUACCUAUGAGCUGAAGAACUGGAGCAACGCCACCUGUUUGCAGCUGGCUGUGGCCGCCAAGCAUCGUGACUUCAUCGCCCACACCUGCAGCCAGAUGUUGCUCACUGACAUGUGGAUGGGGCGGCUUCGCAUGCGUAAAAACUCUGGCCUCAAGGUGAUUCUGGGCCUACUGCUGCCUCCUUCCAUCCUGAGUCUGGAGUUUAAGAACAAGGAUGAGAUGUCAUACAUGCCUCAGGAGCAGGAGGCCUACCUGCAGGAGAAGGAUUCAGAUGAGGCUGACAAGCCAGCCAAGGACAAGGACGACGAGGACAUGGAGUUCACCGUAAGAGCAUACUGUGAGGCGCAGUACAACUCCGUGGCUAUGCUGGGGAAUGUGAGCUCAGAAGUGUCUCGGAAAAAGGAAGUGGAGGAGGCCCAGAAUCGCCAUCGCCUAAUUCCAUUGGGCCGCAAGAUCUACGAGUUUUACAACGCCCCCAUUGUCAAAUUCUGGUUCCAUACGAUGGCCUAUGUGGGCUACCUAAUGCUCUUCAACUACAUCGUGCUGGUAAAAAUGGACCUCUGGCCUUCUUCUCAGGAGUGGAUCGUGAUCGCCUACAUUUUCACCAACGGCAUUGAGAAGAUGAGGGAGAUCCUGAUGUCAGAGCCUGGCAAACUGCUGCAGAAAGUAAAAGUAUGGCUGCAGGAGUACUGGAACGUCACAGACCUCAUGGCUAUUCUUAUCUUCUCCAUUGGCAUGGUGCUCCGUCUUCAGGAGCCGCCUCUCAUGAGCUAUGGUCGGGUCAUCUACUGCGUCAACAUCAUCUACUGGUACAUCCGCCUGCUUGACAUCUUCGGGGUAAACAAAUACCUCGGACCCUACGUAAUGAUGAUUGGCAAGAUGAUGAUUGACAUGAUGUAUUUUGUGAUCAUCAUGUUGGUGGUGCUGAUGAGUUUCGGUGUGGCACGUCAAGCCAUCCUGAACCCUAAUGAGGAUCCAUCAUGGAUGCUGGCUCGCAAUAUCUUCUUCAUGCCCUACUGGAUGAUCUAUGGAGAAGUCUUCGCCGACCAAAUCGACCCACCAUGUGGGCAGAACAUCACCGCAGAGGACGGUACUAUUGUGUCCCAGCCUCCAUGUAAGACCGGCGCGUGGAUUGUGCCUGCCAUCAUGGCCUGCUACUUGCUAGUUGCCAACAUUCUUCUGGUCAAUCUCCUCAUUGCUGUCUUCAACAAUACGUUCUUCGAGGUGAAGUCCAUCUCCAAUCAGGUGUGGAAAUUUCAGCGCUAUCAACUAAUUAUGACAUUUCAUGAGCGCCCUGUUCUUCCUCCUCCUCUCAUCAUCUUCAGUCACAUGACCAUGGUCCUCAAGCAUCUGUGCUGUCGCUGGAGGAAGCAUGAUGAUGAUGAACGGGACUUUGGAUUAAAGCUCUUCAUCACAGAAGACGAGCUGAAAAAAGUCCAUGAUUUUGAAGAGCAGUGCAUCGAAGAAUACUUCCGAGAAAAGGAUGAUCGCUUCAACUCUUCCAACGAUGAGAGGAUCCGAGUAACAUCUGAAAGGGUGGAAAACAUGGCAAUGAGGCUGGAGGAGGUAAACGAGCGGGAGCACUUCAUGAAGGCCUCAUUGCAGACUGUGGACAUUCGGCUGGCACAGAUGGAGGAACUGAUUGCCCGCAUGGCUGCGGCUCUGGAGCGAUUUACAGGUGUGGAGAGGACUGACGUGAACAAAGCACAUUCGAGAACGUCGUCAGACUGCACUGACACUAACUAUAUCCUCCGUCAGAGCAGUUUCAACAGCCAGGAGGGAAACGCCUACCGGCUGCAAGAGUCUAUGGAACAGGGUGGGGAGGAGUCCAUUUCUCCAACUUCACCCACCACUCUGGCACCAAGGGUGAGGAGUCACUCCUUCUACAUAGGCCAUUCAUCCCGAGACAGGUGUGGGACAGACCGAGUUGAGGGAUUUUUCAAGGAGCGCUCUUUGAGCUUACACCGUGCCAAUAGCUCACAGUCAGUCGCGUCAGGAGCUGCCCAAAAAGAGUGCAAACCUGCCCCUCUGAAUACGCUGUCUGUACAACAACAGCACCGACCCUCAUCUUGCAUCGAUAUAUAUGUGUCCACAACAGAGGAGGCAGAGCCCCAAGAGAGCUUCCUGGAACCAGUUCGAAUGGCUCAGACUCUUGCUCGAGACCCAUCCCUCCAUUCCGAGAUCAUGGAGGCAGUGCUGUCUGGGGAACGGGACUACCAUGGUAGGGCAGGGGUUAGUGAAAGACAGUCAGAUGGCACUGUCUUAUUCGAGGACAGCGUUGCCACCGACCUGCCACUGUGCACCACCCACAUACCACCAGAUGCCCUGCCCCCAUGGGACAUAGAGCCAUCCCCUCCACCCUCGGCAGGCAUCCUUGAGCGCUCCAAGAGCAGCCGCUUUUUAUCAGCGGCUGGACCCAUGUUCUUGGAUGAGGCCCAAAUGGUGAAGUCCCACAGCCUCAUGUUCAUGCCACGCACCUACUAUGGUGGCAUAGGCAUGCAAGUAAAGGCAGCCGAGUACACCAGCAUCACAGACUGCAUCGACACACGCUGUGUCUCGACAUCAUACCCAGUGCCCGAGCGUUCAGAUUCACCUGGGGGCUCAUUCACCUUUGAGAAGCCCCAGGAAUUGUGUGCCUCACACCCAGAGCGUGAUGCUGAGCUGAGCCACGCUGAGUCUGACCAUGAAGAGCCCACCGAGGGCUCAGCUGAGACCAGCAAGCCCUGUUCCAGUGGAGGUGGUGGUAUCGGGGUUGAUUUGGCCAUGGGUUUAGCCCUGGGCCCCUUCUGUUCUCCAGCCUCCAGACUAGAACGAGCCAAUAGCUGCUCCUCAUCAGAGGACUCCCAUUCUAAUGUCUAUGCCCGAAAGAGCUUUUCCAUCAGUGAACGCAUGGACAAAGGACGUGCCAGGAAUCCAUUCCAGAGGAGCAAGUCUGGUAUAAGGCCUGACAGCAAGACAGACACACUCUCCUUGAGGAGACUAGCCAAGCCGUCAGCCUUCCAAAGCUUUGAUGGCAGGCACAACUAUACGUGAUGGUGGAGGAGAUUAAGUGGAAAGGGCAGAAGACAUUGUGGAUCUCCUGUAGUAUGCAUAGAAUGGGAAAGGAAUUUUAAAACUUAUCUGAUGUCCAAAGGCCUGUCCAAUAAGCAGUUAGCACUGUCUGGGUGAAUUAUGUGCUCUACAUUGUAAUGAUUUGUCCUGGAUAGCAAACUAGCACACUAUGACACCUUUAGCACCAUAGUACAAAUCUGGUUUACAGUGUUGCCAUUUGGCAAAAAUAGUUUGCAGUCUUUUUGAACUGGUAAUGCCUAAUGUUCAUUCCUUUCUGUGAGUUCAGGUGGAAAUAGAAUAGGGGAAUAUGUAUCCAAUGAACAGACUUGAAAUAUAUAGAGAGAGGGUAUUCCCAUUAAUAAGUAGGUUAGCAAGCCAUGUUUUAAACGUAUUAAGUUUCCCUCUCCCUACUUUAAUCACCCCAAACCACUUGUCUUAAUCUUUUGAGUUUGACUAUCCAUGUUGUAGUCACUUUACCAAUGUAGGAGUCGUGAGUUUAAAUUCAAAUCAAAUAAAAAGACAAAGGGAAAUAUUUUAAGAGCCGGGCAGAUGUGAGAAGACAUUCAACAUUUGUUGUAUAUAAUUAGCUUCAUCUUUUAUCUUGGACACACAUGCAUAGACAUGCUUAUUAUACAAAAAAAAAUUGCACAUAUAUUUUCUCAGAUGUCUAUUGUAGAUUUAAAAAAAAGGUUUUAUCAUGAAAAUAUACAUUUUAUUCAACCUUUGAGACAUUUGCUCUUAGAUACCCAUAUGGUGCAAGUGCAACCAGUGCUUUCCCGGUGUACAUUUGUAGGACUUGAAGGACCUACCCCUACUUCAUUUCAGGUUCUUCACAAUAUCUCUUGGUCACAUGUGUGGACCAUAGUUAGUUCAAUGUCACAUGUCUAGCACAUGGUCCGUUCAAACACAGUCUAACACAUGGUACAUGUGUUCAUUAGAAUAAAAUAGGGUUGGCCUUCACUCAGCACUAUUUUACAUCUCAAAUCAUUUAAAAAAACAAAGUAAUAAUCAUGUGACUCGUAAAUCGUGAUUUUGAAAGUGAGCUCAUGGGAACAGCUGGAGUUUCAAUCAUUAGAGAACCAAGCAAUCACAAGUAAUCACACUUCGGCGGCUUGUUUAAGACAUUUCGUCAGAAGGAAAGGACCUGAUCGGUUGGUCGUUGUUGUUUUUGACACUACCAAGAUUAUUGAUGUAGACUUGCUAUGCAAGAGGCCAGG
Molecule: messenger RNA, 6736 nt
Organism: Ictalurus punctatus (channel catfish)
Lineage: Eukaryota; Metazoa; Chordata; Actinopteri; Siluriformes; Ictaluridae
Gene: trpm3
Product: transient receptor potential cation channel, subfamily M, member 3
Exons: 25
Coding region: 303-5501 (1732 amino acids)
Biological process (GO): monoatomic cation transmembrane transport; protein tetramerization
Cellular component (GO): membrane
Molecular function (GO): monoatomic cation channel activity
Source: RefSeq, a predicted model, not a curated record